AUAAUGACCUGCCUGUAGGCUGAUAAAGACUUGCGGUGAGAAAGCAGAACAGUCUAUAACCGCAGAACAUCCGGACCAGAAAUAAUGCACGUAUUCUUUCUUGUAUUGUGUUGUCUCUCUUCUGUCGUGUGUUUUGCUGAUGAAGCGGUUGAGUAUAUUCGGAACGCAGAUUUUGAAAGCACACAUUUUGCCGGGAACUGGAUUUGUGCUGAUUGUACAAUGACGUCAUACACAUCAGACGUUUACCAUGGCAGUAAAUGCAUCAAAGUAACAAACAGGCACCAUUUUUGGUCGGCGCCACAGACAAUUACGCAUGUGACUCCUGGCCAUAACUAUGUCGCCAAGAUGCAUUUCAAGCUGCUCAAUAUGGAGAGUGGCUCAACCACUGUAGAGGUAGAUCUCAUGGCCACGGUGCACACCCAUGGAAGAGAUCACCGAGUGAAGGUCGCGAGAUUACCUUAUCAACAGCUCAGGUACGGGUGGUCAGAGAUUAGCGGGGAUUUCUUCGUACCAGCAGGCUCGACAACUGUGAAACUAUUCCUGCAAGUAGCUAAGCCCUCUAUCAACUACCUCCUGGAUUAUUGUAGUUUACAACAAAUUCCCCACAAUCCACACUGGUAUAGCGACGCUGCUACACGAAUAGCCAGCUUAAGAAAGGCGCCGGUAUCUCUCAGGAUUGCACAUGGAACAAACGCGGAAGGUAUAACAGUUCAGCUAGUUCAGAAAAGACACGAAUUCCCGUUCGGAACUGCUGUGAGAGCCGCUCUGUUGAUAGAUGGCUUACAUCAGGACUACGCAAACUUUAUCUACCACAACUUUAACUGGGCUGUUUUGGAAAAUAUCCUAAAGUGGAGACUAAUGGAGUGGACGCAAGGACAUCCAAAAUUUGAUACGGCUGAAAAGGCAAUUUCUACUUUGAGGUCACAUGGAUUACCUGUACGAGGACACAAUAUGUUUUGGGCUACCGAUGGGCACUCACCGAAUUGGUUAGGAGGAAAGUCGCAGUCCGAUUUCAUCACUGAAAUGAAACGUCAUAUCAGUGACGUAGUGUCACACACUAACGGAACUCUAGAUCAUUGGGACGUUUAUAACGAGGCACUACAUGGGCGUUAUUAUGAGGAGCACUCUGGAGACCCUGAUAUCAUUAAUAAGAUGUUCAACUGGAUUCACGUCGCUGAACCCCAGUCUAAAUUGUUCCUUAAUGACUUUAACAUAGUGAAUUCUAAUAUGUAUACUACAGCUUUGAAAAACCAAGGAUUACAGCUACUUAAAGACGGGAUUCCGGUCGACGGAAUUGGUAUUCAGAGUCAUUUUCAUGGUUCGAAUAUCGACAUGGACGUAUUAAAGUACAGAUUGGAUAAAGUGGCAGAAGCUGGUUUGAAACUAUGGAUAACUGAACUUACGAUUUUGGAAUCAAACAGCACGAAAAAAGCUGCGGCUCUAGAAGAUGUGCUGACUCUUUACUACAGUCAUCCGGCGGUAGAAGGUAUUAUGUUGUGGGGAUUCUGGGAUGGAGCUGCUUUUGAUACCAGGAUAUCGCUGUUUACAGGAUCUAAAAUAACUGCGAAUGCUGCUGGACAGAAAUAUUUAGACUUGGUGAGGAACACGUGGUGGACACAGUACUCACACGACCUAACUGCCGGUCAAAUACUACACACUUCUGUGUUUAGUGGAAGUUAUACGUUAGUUGUUAAACAUAAUGGAAAUAUCAUUCACCAGGAAAAUCUGGUUAUUGACACCACAGGAAAGGAUAUUGCAGUUCACGUUACAGAUGACCACCACGUUUCUCAGAUUGCGUUUGGUUAAAGACAAAUAAAAGGACACCUCGGCGUUAAUAUCUGUAGAAUUAAUGCAGAAUGAAAAUAAUGGGUUAAUGUUU
Molecule: messenger RNA, 1879 nt
Organism: Ostrea edulis (European flat oyster)
Lineage: Eukaryota; Metazoa; Mollusca; Bivalvia; Ostreida; Ostreidae
Product: anti-sigma-I factor RsgI6-like
Exons: 13
Coding region: 85-1806 (573 amino acids)
Biological process (GO): carbohydrate metabolic process
Molecular function (GO): hydrolase activity, hydrolyzing O-glycosyl compounds
Source: RefSeq, a predicted model, not a curated record